This is a messenger RNA of Lepidothrix coronata (blue-crowned manakin), 747 nucleotides long. RefSeq names its product extended synaptotagmin-3-like. Lineage: Eukaryota; Metazoa; Chordata; Aves; Passeriformes; Pipridae. Bases 72 to 479 code for a protein of 135 amino acids. The record is from RefSeq and is a predicted model, not a curated record. The transcript has 6 exons.
UUGUUCAUGAAGUGCCUGGUCAGGACUUAGAAGUGGACUUGUAUGAUGAAGAUCCAGAUAAAGAUGACUUCAUGGGCAGCUUGCUUAUAGGCCUAGUGGAUGUAAUGAAUGACAGAACUGUUGAUGAGUGGUUUCCCUUAAGUAAGACAACAAGCGGACACUUGCAUUUAAAACUGGAGUGGCUUUCACUACUAAAUGACCAAGAAAAGCUACAUGAGGAUAAGAAGGGUCUGUCUACAGCAAUUCUGAUAGUCUACUUGGACAGCGCCUUCAACCUUCCAAAAAACCACUUCGAAUAUUCGAAUGGUGAAUGUGGAGCAAAGAAGAUCAAAAAUAACAAGUACCUCAAGAAGAUGGAACGAGAACCUUCCUCGUUUGUCCUGCUCACAGUUGGAAACAAGACUCAGAAGAGCAAGGUGACGCUGUUCUGUUUUGCUUUCCUUAAAUACUCUAUUUUAUGGGUGACUAUUUCCAAGUAGCUUUUAGGAAGGGAAGGACUUCUUGUGAAGCUGAUGUGAAGAGCCGUAGCUAUGGUGAUGGCUGCAGAGCCUGGGAGGUGGAGGUCAGUCAGCACAUGGAACCACUGUAUCACUGAGCUGUGGUGAUUAGUUGGUGUCUGAUCAGCUGCUGUACAGAUGUGUGGCUUUGUGCUCAUUGCCACGGAGUCAUACUGGUCAAGACACUCCAGUUCUAUAAGGGUUGAAGAGGAAGAAAUGAUAGGUCCCAAAUCUGGCUCAUGCUUUCUCA